GUCAGCUGUAAAAUGUCACGGACUCAAUGUUGCAAUUCUCUUUUCCAUUUUUCUAAGUGUUUUGCAACGAUUUCGAGAAAAGUUUCGCUGUGGAUAGUCAUAUUGGACCUAGUAGAAUAUAUUUUAAUAGUUGUCUUGAGGAUCACGUUUACUCUACACGACCGUUUGCUUUAUUCGCACCGUGUUUCAUCUCUAGCCGUCGUUCAUCUAUGCUCCCUACAGUGAAAUGUCAUGACAAGACUGUCAGCUAGGGUAAAUGUCAAAGUUUUCUUGUAUGAAAAAGGAACAAUUUCAAUUUCGAACUUUAGCGUAAACCAAAUAAUUUAUUUUUGUGUAUCUGAGAAGGAAAAGUUGUGAUUUAAAAUGCCAGCUGAAAAACCACUGCUUCAAUGCUACAACAGGGGCUGCGGUCAAAAAUAUGAUCCUGACAAAAAUACAGAUGGUAAUUUUCUAGAAUGAGAUGGAAUUGCAAGUAUUGCCUAUGAAGUUUUUAAAUAUAGAUUUAUCCUUCACGUAUAUUAAACACUACGAGCACAAAAUUAUUUAAUACAUCACAUUUCUUUAUAGAAUCAUGCAGACACCAUCCUGGACUGCCAGUUUUUCAUGAUGCUUACAAAGGAUGGGGCUGCUGUAAUAAGAAAUGUACAGAUUUCACGGAAUUCUUGAACAUCAAAGGAUGUACUUUGUCCAAGCAUUCCAACAUCAAACCUCCAGAGCCAGAAAAGCCUGUGAUGAAAGAAGAUAUAGCAGAUACUCAGGUGGUUGAGGUUAAACCCAUUGUACCUCCUACAUUGGAAAGGCCGCCAGUUGACACUCCUAUGGUAAUAAUGAAGCCAAACAUAGCUCAAUCACUAAUGCAACAGCUUAACACUGCCCCACAACAACAGGAGAAGAAGGAAGUUCCAGAAUCAGAUGAAGUACAAAUUGGUACAACCUGCAAAAAUGGAGGAUGUCAAGUGACAUACCAGGGACCAGAUACUAACAACACUUUAUGCACAUACCAUCCUGGUGUUCCAAUAUUUCAUGAAGGAAUGAAAUAUUGGUCAUGUUGUCAAAAGAAAACCAGUGAUUUCAAUAGUUUCCUCAAUCAAGCUGGUUGUAACCAGGGAAAACAUUUAUGGAAGAAAGAUGAUGCUGAUAUGCAAACAGUGCAGUGUCGCUGGGACUUCCACCAGACUGCAACACAUGUAAUUGUCUCAGUAUAUGCUAAAAAGUACUGCCCUAAAGAAAGCUCCGUAAAAUUAAGUCCGGUCCGUUUGUGUUCAAGUCUGGUUUUUCCAGAACAGUCCAAUGCCACUUUUGAUUUAGACUAUGAACUACGUGGGAUUAUCGACGUGAACGCCAGUGAAGUGUCUAUGUUUGGAACCAAAGUAGAAAUAAAAAUGAAGAAAGCGGAACCAGGUGCUUGGGCGAAACUAGGAAGCCCUAUUGAGACGAAAGAUCAGAAAAAAGAAUUGAAAACAACUUCAGCUGUAGAUAACAUGACACCUCAAAUGGAAGCUGUUGAUCUAGAUGAUUUGUAAUCUUCUUUGUUAUUAUUUUGUGUUUAUUUGUAUAUAAUUUUUGAUUUAUACAUCGGAAUUGUGUAUUUUUUUUCUCAUUAUUUAGUGAUUCUGACACUUUACACAAUAAAUUGUUUAUUACUA
This is a messenger RNA of Acanthoscelides obtectus, 1646 nucleotides long. NCBI's taxonomy places the organism in Eukaryota, Metazoa, Arthropoda, Insecta, Coleoptera, Chrysomelidae. The record is from the annotation of a GenBank genome assembly.